Lethenteron reissneri (Far Eastern brook lamprey) is the source of this 6671-nucleotide messenger RNA. RefSeq names its product protein capicua homolog. Lineage: Eukaryota; Metazoa; Chordata; Hyperoartia; Petromyzontiformes; Petromyzontidae. Gene Ontology annotation, biological process: regulation of transcription by RNA polymerase II. The record is from RefSeq and is a predicted model, not a curated record. Gene Ontology annotation, cellular component: nucleus. Gene Ontology annotation, molecular function: DNA-binding transcription factor activity, RNA polymerase II-specific; RNA polymerase II transcription regulatory region sequence-specific DNA binding.
ACGCGAGUGGCGGCCUCAGGGAGAGUGGCGAGGGGAGAGCAGCGGAGCGACAGGCGGGGACGCAAGGGGGAGAGAGAGAGGCAGGGAGAGAGGCAGGGAGAGUUCAGCAAUCAUCAGGCAAAGGCAGCCUCUGAGAGAGACACACAAGCAAGAGGCGAGCGGGGCGGGGAGUAAGUCAAGCAAGCAAGGAGGCAAAGGGGAGAGUUAAGACGGGGGAGAGCCAGGCCAGGAGAGUUCUCAGCGGAUAAGAGAGAGGAGAGGAAGGGGAGAGACAAGGGAGAGACAAGAGGAGAGGAAGGGGAGAGACAAGAGGAGAGGAAAGGGAGAGGAAAGGGGAGACUCGGUGGCCCACGGGCGCACAGACGCAUCGAGCCUGGCCGCAGGGGGGAGAGCUUCACCACCAUCACCACCGCCGCCUCGGCCCUGGGCUCCUCAUCCUGCCUCACAGGGCCGCCUCCACCAUCCCCUUCCACUCCUCCAGGAGUGAAGACCUCCAGGAGUGAAGACCUCCAGGAGUGAAGACCUCCUCAGCAGCAGCAGCAGCGGCAGUCGAAGCCGAUCUCUCCGCUCCAGCUGUGGUGGCACGCAGCUGCGGUAGACACACGUGGCGUGUUUGUUAUUGUUGCUGUUGUUCGGCUGGGCCCCCCGCGAGGACACCUUGAGAUAUACACAACAGCAGUAGCCUCUUGUCUCUCAGGCAGGGAGACGGACAAGGCAGGCAGUGGACACGGGAGGAAGACAGGGCGGAGAAGUAUAUUGUUUUGUUGCUGGGAGAACCAAGCCUCUGUAGGCCUCCUGGCUUUGUUGAUUGUGGUGGUGGUGGUGUCACGGUGGUCAUGCCGGCCGAUCGCGUGUGACGCCGAGAGGAGGUGAGGAGGCGAGGAGGAGGAGAAGGAGGAGGUGCGCCACCACCACCACCACCGCGAUGUUGUCACAAAUGUCAUCAUCUCCACCCGGUCCACCUCCAUUGCGUCCGGGCAUUCACAUGAUAGUGUGGAGCAGCGUGGAGCCCCACGCCGUGCCAGUGUUCCCGUGGCACUCCCUCGUGCCCUUCCUGGCCCCCAGCCAGCCAGAGCUGUCCUUGCUGCCUGUGCGAACGCACCAAUCCCUCAACCAACCGGAGCAUGGCUUGCUACCCAGAUACCAGUCAGUCGGCCAGUCGGAGCAUGGCCUCUUGCAAAGGCACCACGUCGGCGGACAAGACCACGGCUCGCUGGCUGCUGAUGUCGACGGAGAUGGGAGCCCUCCCUCCUCUUCUCUGCAACCCGAGGCUGAAACGACCCCAAAGCAGGAGAGGAUUUCACACCCCCACGAGGAGCCCUCAGCUUCUCCUAGUCCCGCCCAGGGCUCGGGCGCGAGCACCAGGCCGCGUUACUAUAGCGACGUGCCCUGCGGCCUGCGCGAGACUGAGAUCAACAGCGAGAGCGACAGCGACCACGACGAGGCGUUUCUUCCGGCUGCGUGCCCCACUCAGCCUCCCCCACCCCCCAUCGCUGCCGUCAAGAGAAGGACGCAAUCGCUGGGAGCUCUGCCCAAGGACCGGCUCCCCCCAGAAAGGGAGGCCAAGGGUUCGCGCAAGAGGGAGAAGGAGCACGUGCGGAGGCCCAUGAAUGCGUUCAUGAUCUUUAGCAAGCGGCACCGCGGCCUGGUGCACCAGCGUCACCCCAACCAGGACAACCGCACGGUCAGCAAGAUCCUGGGCGAGUGGUGGUACGCCCUGGGAGCGCGCGAGAAGCAGCAGUACCACGACCUUGCCUCGCAGGUGAAGGAGGCGCACUUCAAGGCGCACCCCGACUGGAAGUGGUGCAGCAAGGAGCGGAAGAAAUCGUCGGGGUCUGACCCCAAGACUCUCGCGAUGGCCGCGACCUCCUCAAUGACAGCCUCAGAUGGUUGCGCUGACAGCGGAGGCCUCGCUCUGCUCGCAGAGCAUCCGGACAGGGAGGCGGCGGAGCGGCCGGAGCACGGCGGCGAUCACGCGCACGCCGCUCCGGCCUGCGACAAGGAAGGGGGGCGACCCGGCGAGGCCACGGAUCAGGGGAUUGGGGGGGGUCCCGUCCCGCACGGCGUCGCGGGGGGCGCGCAGGAGCGAGAGAGGGGGGGCGGCCGCUCCCCCGCCGACGCGCCGUCGCGCCUGCACGUCGCGAGCUCCGCCGCGGCCAUGCGCGUGUCGUGGGGCGACGCGCACCUCGCCGGCGCCCCUCCUCCCUGCGGGCCGUCGGAGCCGACCCCGGGGAGGGGGCAGGCGGCGGCGCAGGCGGCGGCUGCCGUGGCGGCAGCGGCGGCGGAAGGGACGGGGCAGGCCCCGGUCGGCUCCUUCCCCUGCGCCGUGAUGCUGAGCGGGGUUCGCCCGCAGGAUUGUUUGACGCUCGUCAGGCAAAUGGAUUUGUCCAGGACCGGCGUAAGCGCGCCCGGCGGUGCCGGCGCCCCCGCCGGCGGCGGGAGCGGCGUGGGUGCGGGCGAGCGGCCGAGCAUCCUGGUGAACGUCCUCCAGCGGCCCAAGUUGGCGCUGUAUUCCUUCGACAGACCGACCGUCGUCAGCAACGUCCUGGAGCGGGCGAGGGUGGUGUGCGACGGGCACGAGGGCUGGCGCGUGGGGCCCGCCGAGAGAGGCGGUGCGUGUCUCGCGGACGGGCAGAGCGAGGCGAGUGCCGCCGCUGCCGCCGAGCGGGCCAGCGUGCUCAUGGAGAGAAGGGACGCCCUCCAGCUGCCAGGCGCUUUGCGGACACGCAGUUCGCCCGACGGGAACGGAAUCGGGAAGGCCUCUCUCGUCUCCUUGACGAGGGCCACGAGAGAAGGGGGUGCGGAGCAGGAAGACAAGGUCGCCGCCACCGCUCCGGCCGCUGUGUUUGCGCGGCCCGAGCUGUUCCAGUUGCAGGUGAAGGCUACCCCGAGCGCGACGCUGCCCGUGACUUUAGACAGAGGAGCUGCAAAUGGAAACUCGCAGGUGGAGGAGGGAGCACACAGUCGCUUGCCGAUGUCAAGCGAGGCGCUGUCGACGAACACUUUGCCGGUGUCGGGGGACGUGGAGGGCGUGCAGCUGUCUACUUUCCGGAGCUCGGAGGCGCAGCAGCACCAGCAGCAUCAGCAGCAGAACCAGCCGCCGUCGUUACCGCAAGGCGCAUUAGCCGUGGAGCAGUGUGUGUCACUGCGGACCUGUGCAACGCUUGGAGAAGCUACCAGUUCGGUUUCAAGUGCUGGGUCUAAGUGCCCAGGUGCCAUCCACCCAAGCGGCACCGGCUUGGUGCUGUGUCCGCCACCCCGGCGCGGCACCCGCGUGCGCACGUCCCUCGCCACCGUCCCCGUGUGGCCCCCCGACGUCCCGGCAGCCACGUCGUGCGACCCCCGCUCUCCGAGCGCCGCGUCUCCGCACGUUGCGGACGGUGACCCGGUCCAUCCGCCGCUCGCUCCAAAUCCGCCCGACUCGCUCUCCGCCGCCGCCGCUACGUCGGCGCUCCCAUCUCCCGAAGCGAAAACCGGGCAGGAGUUAUCCCAGAGCUCUUCGUCGACGGCAACGUCUUCUGCUAGAAGCCAAGAGGGGGCGCAGUCGUGCGUCAAUCCGGCGCAGGCCGCCGCGGCUGACGGCGCGGCCCAGCUCGUUCCCGCGGACGGUGGCGCCGAGCCCAGGCAGGAGGCCACCGGGCAGGAGGAGAGCGGCGAGACGCAGGACGGAGGGGUGGGGGCAGGAGGAGGAGAGCUGCAGCAGCUGGAGCAGGCAGCGUCAGCGGGCUUCAAAGCCGCCUCGCAGAGCCCCCGGCCGGCGAGCGAGACGGCGCGAACGGCGGGCAGCGCUGCGGACACUCCCCCGGAGAAAAAAGAGAGCCCCUCAAAAAGAGUGAAGGUCAAGCCGCCCCCAUUGAAGCGAGCCUUUGACUCGGUGGACCAGGUCCUGUCGGAGGUCGACUUUGAGGGUCGCUUCGCGGAGUUACCCGAGUUCCGCCCGGACGAGGCUCUGCCGUCGCCCACGCUGCACGCGCUCACCACGUCGCCACGCGCCAUCCUCUCCAGCUACCGCCGCAAGCGCCGCAACUCCACGGACCUGGAGGGGCCAGGAGAGGAAUGCGGGUCACCUCGCCGUCGCCAGAGACAGCGCUCCAGCUGCAGCUCUGAGCCCGGAACACCCAAACGGAUCGCCGAAGGGGGUCCUGGAACCCCUAAAAGGGUGCCGGACGGGGGCCCUGGCACCCCGAAAAGGGGGACUGAGGGGGCUCCGGGGACGCCCAAGAGGGCGGGAGAAGGAGGCCGAUGCGAGGGAGAUGUCUUCCUGUUCGACCGGCCCGGCACGGGGCUCGACAUGCUGGCCGAGGCGGCCAGCCACCGCACGGGAUCGCAAGGCUCGGAGGGCUCGGAGGGCGGUGGGGACCUGGACCAGGACAAGACGGCAUACUCGUCACUGCGUCGCACGCUGGACACGCGGCGCGCCCUCGUCAUGCAGCUCUUCCACGAGCACGGCUUCUUCCCCUCCGCGCACGCCACGUCCGCCUUCCAGCUGAAGCACGCCGAGAUCUUCCCAACCAAGUCCUGCCUGCAACUCAAGAUCCGCGAGGUGCGGCAGAAGAUCAUGCAGACGGCAAGCAGCACGGACACGCAGGCCGUGGUGGCAACCGCCCCAACGAUACUUGGAGCCCUGCCAGAUGAGCACUCCCAGCAUGCAUCACAGCCGCCAGUACAGAUGGAUUUUUUGCCGGAGUCUCCGUGAUGGGACCAUGCUGCUGCUGUUGUUGCUGCUGUUCUUGUAAUGCGAGUGACUGUGUAAGGGUGGUUUCAAAUAUAUUCCGUUUUCGUGUUUCUUUGUAAAACCAGAUAUGUUAUUUGUAUUCACAGAGAUAUAUUUGUUAAGCUGUGAUCAAAUGGAACUGAUGGCAGGGUUGGGGGGGGGGGGGUUGAUGCUUUUGAUGCUGUGAACUUAAUAAGAAUGGCAAGUUCUUUUACACGGCUCGUUGUUUUACAUGACUAGUUAUUUUACAAAUAACUAUUUUACAAAAAACUAGACCGUUUUGUGCAGCCUCGUUUCAGUUUUGUAUUUUUUUGUGCCCUGUGUUGUUCAAAUAGCUUGUUCUUUUUUUUUGCUGGGAAAUUCCACAGCGGAAUAAUUUUUAUUUUCAACUGUGAAAACGAUGCAAGGCAGGGUUUGACGCAGUUUUAGCUCCCAAACACCCGUGCCAAGUCGCUCACACAUUGCCGUAUUGCCUAGUACUGUGAUAGAGGUAGGCAGUAUAACGUCGCUUAUCCGACUCGCUUGGGACGGAGGUAUGGGCAGAUAUGUGAAAAAGUCGGAUAUGUGAAUGUCUAUAGUAAACCACAGUUUACACCAUCGUGCACAGGUAGGUCACUGGACAAAAAAGUGCAGCCCAAACUGCUUUUAACUGUCGGGAAAUUGCUUUUACUGCGCUUUAAAAGUGAGCAAAAUUUUGCGAGAUGACCUCGCGCAAAAAAAGGUUGGAUUUGUGACCAUCUAUAAAAAUUGACGCGCCAUGCUGCAGUUCGGCACUGGGUUUUGGGCUGUGAAUUGGUCGUGGUGGAUGAUACGUGACGGUUGGAUAUGCGACAUGUACUGCGUGUUGUUGGUGGCCGAGGACUUCGUAGACUCGGUCUUUUUCGGGUUGUAAUCGCCUGACACCCAGUCGCCACAUAAGAGGGCCUGGAUUCUCUCAGCUGGAGGGAUUCCUCUUGGUGGACUUGGCCUGUGUAUCCCAAAAACUUCUUCCCGCAGCGGGGUGGACCCUAUUGUGUCUUGCGCGUAGGGUGUGCCCGGUUAUACCAGUGCAAUGGAAAACGUCGUACUCCCUGGUGGACUUCGCUGUGCAAACGGUCACAGCAUUACCCAGUGCAAUCGGCAAAGAGAGUGUGUUUGUGCGCGUGCUGCCUGGUAGGGGGACCUGCCUGUGCAACCUGUACCAUGCUGUACUGUUGUGGUUGGUGGAAUCAAGGGCGCAGCAACACUUUGGAAGCUGGCGGUAUCUGUCGUGUGUGCGUGUGCGAGUCGACUGAAUCUGUGUGAGUGAAUGUGUGUGCCGACUGAAUCACUGUACCGAGUAAAUGUCUGUUGUGCUGACUGUGCACUGACCGUACAUGUGUGCCGGCUGUGCGUUGUUGUGUGAAUGUGUGUUGACCACACGUGUGUGCUGACUGAGUUUGUGUGCUCUUGUGUCUGUGUGUGCUGACCAGGGGCACAAUAUUUUGCGGGUGUCUUUGCCAUAUUUAAAAGUGUUGUGGGGUGUCUGGACACCCACGACGCUCAGUGAUUGGCAUGGGAGUGAAUGCGCUUUGAUGGCAUUGUGGUGGACAAGGUGGCUGGCGAUGGCGGCGUUUGCUCAUUAGCGUGCCCGAACUUGUGCCGCCCCUUCUCCAUACACUCCGAUGAAAGAACCACAGGACACCCACUCCUUUGUUGGCAGAAUGGCCGUGGGAAUGGUUCACAAAAUCUGCUUUAUGAUGAUGGUGUAUGUACGAUAGCUAUAUAUGAUAAUAAAAUGGCAAACUUGUAUUCUUAAAAAUCGUGUUGAUGCGGGCAACAUAGAGAUGUUAGUCCGCAAUGUAAACGAAUUCCCCCCCCCCCCCCCCCCAGCUAACGCUCGCUGAAUACAUUACUACGCUCUUGUGUGCUUGUGAAGGUAUCUUUGGAAGUAAUGUACCGCUUAAUUCAACAGUAAUAAAGUUAUCGAGCUAGUUUC